Paramecium tetraurelia is the source of this 8499-nucleotide messenger RNA. RefSeq lists its product as uncharacterized. Lineage: Eukaryota; Ciliophora; Oligohymenophorea; Peniculida; Parameciidae. The transcript has 3 exons. Gene Ontology annotation, biological process: calcium ion transport; transmembrane transport. Gene Ontology annotation, molecular function: monoatomic ion channel activity. The record is from RefSeq and is a predicted model, not a curated record. Gene Ontology annotation, cellular component: membrane.
AUGAAUCCUGAACCAAUUACAUAUUCUUCUUUGAUAGUCUUGAAUAUGAGUGCAUUUCCAAAUUUAUCACUCUACACCAAUGGAUUCAGCUCAUAGAAUUUUAAUUUGAGAUCAUUUCAUUAAUUAAAAGGAGACUUAGAUCAAGAUUACUAAAAUUGUGUUUUUCGAAUAUUUCCAGUUUUAAAUUACAGAGCUCAUCAUGAUCUGAUCGAAUAAUUCAAGGAUUCUAGUUUUAACAAAUUUGAAGAAUUGGAAUAGAAAGAUAGAAAGCAUAAAAUUUAAACAACAUUGUUGAAUUUAGAAAAUGAAUUGUCUUCUAACAUAUCUCUCAAUAAUAAGUUAGCAGGAACUCCAUUGGUGUUUAGCUCUUCUAUUUUUCAUUUAGUUCAUGUUUCCUCUUUGAAAUUUCUGGCUUUGGAUGACAACAAUUUGGAGGCCAUUCAAUUUAAGUUAAUUGAUUUUCCGAACGACAAUACUUUAUUGAAGUUUAAUCCCUGUCUAAAUUUUUAGAAGUUGAGAACCAAUGUAGUUUACAGCGGUGAUGUGGUUUGCAUUUCAGCGAAUAAGCAAGUGUGCAAUAGAACUGCAAAUUUGUUUAGUGAUUAUUGGGGAUUAAACUAUUAUGAAUUAAACGAUGAACCAUAGAAAUAUGAAGAUGAAGUGUACAGAGCAAAGGUGAUUGCCUCUGUUGAAGACUCAACUUAAUGGAGAAUAAUGAUAUUUUAAAAUUAGAAAGAGAAUUAAGAGACUCUCUUUGUUGGCGAUGUGGCCAUAUUCAAUUUGCCUGAGUUGAACUUGUAUUUUAAUGCUAAGAAAACAUAAGAUAUAUAGGAAAAGGUAAAGGAAAUCCUUGAUCGGAAUUCUGGGGAUGACAUCAGCAAUCUGAUUCAGGACAAAUUUGUAUUAACAAAAUAGCAAACCUUAUUUCCAAUCGCUUAAGGUGCUAUUUCAAGGUAAGUCAGCGAGGAGGUGGGGAAAAAUGAAUAGAGGAAUAAUAAAUCCGAUUCUCAAAACAAUAGCAACCUUUAUGAAAGAUAGAAAUCCAUGCAAUCUCGAUCAUCUUAAAUUAUUUAACCCUCCAAAAAUGUCAAGGAGAUAGAUUAGGCUUUGUACUCAGAACUGAAAAUCCAUUUUAGUGAUUUUAAUAGCAACAAAUCAGAUAAAGUUAGAAUCCCAUUUAGUGCUUAUUGGAGGAUAGAAUCUGAUAAUUUUAGUGGAGGAGAAGUCAAAUGGGAGAAGUGCUACAGAAUAAGGCAUUUUCAAACAGGCUAAUAUUUGGACAUCAACAUUAUGCGGUAAGUCAGACUUACAGAUUAAGUUCCGAAGAGUACUUUAUUUUAGUUUGUUCCCAUUAAGUAGAAUUCUAAAUUUGUCAGUAAGGAUUCUUACUUUCUAAUUAAACAUUUCCAAACAGGAAGUUAUAUUUCUCUAAAGAAUGACCAGGAAUUGCACAUGAAGGAUGUUAGUACUUCUACUGAUAUAAACUUGAUUAAUAUUAUGAAAUUCAGAAAAGCUGAUUAUGAGGAUGUUUGGGAAAAAAGAUUCUUAGUGUUUUUAGUACCAAUGUUGAAAGAGGCCAUCUCAUUUUUUGAGAGAGUUCAGCCACUUGCAAGUAUAGUAUACAUGAAGAAGAGUGAGGUAUAAGAAAGAAUAGAAUUCUACUACUUAUUUGAUAAACUUAGCUCUCUAUUAGAUAUUUUGAAUCAAUUUAUGUACAAUAAAUUAGUCAGCAAUAUCCAAACCACUUAAGAUUUUUCAUUUGUCUCGCAGAAUAGGCAAGAUGUCAUCAGAGAAGAAAACAUCUUGCCUUUAUUAAUUUGGCUAAUUUGUAAGACUUUUCCCACUCCAGAUGAAAAGACUGAAGGAUCUGAAUAGACCCUCACUAGUGAUUUAUGCGGAGAGGCUUCUUUCAUUCUUAGAGUUUAAACUAUGCUUCAUUAAAAAGUAGAUAAAUCCAAUGAUCUUGAAUAUGAGAGGAAGGUGCAAAAGUUGAAGGAACACUUGGAGGAAAAUCACAGAAAAAGAAAGAGACUUCUAUAGCUAAAAUUAUUUGAAACUAUCAGAAUAGCCUGUCAUAACAACUUGUAGAAUUAAGAAAUUAUAAUGAAAUUCUUCAAAUAUUUUGAAAAAUACAUUUCAAUUGACUAUGUAUGCAAUACUAUCAUCCUAUGCAUUACAAAAAACUAUUCUAUUUUGAGCUCAUUGAACAAAUAAGAAUUACCAAAUGAUAUGAAAUAAACAUAAAAUAUGAGUUUAGAGUAGAAAGUCCAAAAAAGUCAAAGCACCAUUUUAUCCAGAUUAGUAGAUAGUCUGUAAAAGAGUGAUUAAUUGUAACCUUAUUUACUUAGAUUUAUAUCUGAAACUUGCGAAGCUAAUGGAGAACCUGUGUUUUCAAACUAAGAAUUCUUAUUGAAUCAAAUUUAAUCUCUGCAUUAAAAGGUUAAGAAUGAUUAAGGGGAAGAUAAAGUACUAAUGAAUCUGGAACCAAUAAAAGAUUAAGAAGGAGAUUACGUAGAGUUUUAUAUUACCUAUAAAACAUCGAAUAAAAUAUAUGUAACUAAAAUGCUGAAUGAAUUUCUAAUUGAUUAUCGAUAAUAACGAGAGUUCGACCCAAUUUAUGUGUUACAAUACAAUUAUCUAAUUGAAUCUCUAGCAUUCUAUUCUAAUAUUUGUUUUCAUCGAAAUACAGCAGCCAGAUAGUUAAUUUCAAAAACAUUCACCUAUUCCUUUUUGUUAUCAUAUGCUGAAUAAAAUAAUUAAUCCUCUGGUGAUUCAUAUUAUGUGGAUGAAUAGGUAAGGGCGUAUUUCUUCAGAAUGAUCAGAACUUUGUACAUAGACAGAGAACCAUAUACUACUACACCUAAACCUGAGUUGGUCAGAAUUUUAGAAAAUAAAACUACUUAGAAAUAACUAUUUUUAUUUGAUGAAGCAUCCAGUAAAAAGCAAGUGAAAGGGGAUUUUGAUAUUUAAAAGUUAAAAACAAAGAUGCUUAAAUAUUUAACUAAUCAAUCAGAAAAAUUGGACAAGAACUUAGAUGAAAACUAGGUUUACAAUAUGGAGACUUUGGAAAUCAUUAAAAUUUUAGAACUUAUGUUGAAAUUUGAAUUAUUUUGGAAGAAGGAAAGUGAAGUACCUGCUUCAAAGAAAUCUACUCAGAAAAGAGGAACUUCAGUAUUCAAUAAGGUUUAAGAGACUGGGGGUGGUUUGAGAGAAAUUUAUUAAUUAAUUACAGCUCUCUCUAAAAUACUUGAAUAUGAUCAUUAAUAUUUCAAAUGUCUUGAUAAUGCCAAAAUUAAAAGGAAUUUUUAAGUUGAUAAAGAUAAGGACCAAGGAUUUAUGAAAUUUAACAUUUCAGGUAUCAGUCAAGUUUUCGAAAAAGAAGAUAAAGAAAAGGAGGAACAAGAAAUCUAGAAUUCAAAUUUUAGGCAAGUCAAAUAAUAAGACACUGAAGUUAUAAAUGAUUCACUAUUCAAAAAAAUGAAAAAUUUAAGAAAAGUCCUCCAUAGAUAUAAUAACAAAACCUUCACUUUGAGAGAAAAUAAGGAGGAAGACUUUUAAGUCCUGAUAAAAAUACAGAUCUGUUAAAUAUUUUCAUAUUUGAUGGAUGUUUCAUAAGAUUAUUGGAUUGACAGUGCAAUUGAGUUUUAUAAAUCCCAUAUUCAGGAUAAAUAAAUGAAUGAUGAAAUCAAUGAGGAAGACUUAAUUAAAUUGUUUCCUCAAGAAAUCUUAAUGUCAGGAGAACAGUGGGUAGAGAAGCCUGAAUUGGAAAGGAAGCCUAUUAGACAAUCUGGUCCUACUCUGAAAAGCUUUGAUGAAGUCCUCAAAAGACCUUUUAUUGAAGUGUUGUUAAUUUCCUUAUAUUUUGCACGAAAUCCGUAAUUAGAAAACUAAAUAGUGGAAUUGAUCCAAAGAUUUGCCAGAUAAAAAAAGGAGUUCUUAUAACACUUUGAUAACAUCCAGAUAUUAGAUACAAAUGAAUCCUAGUAAUUGUUUAAGGUUUGGGUAAAAAUGAUAGCAUCAUUGAAGAACAAUGUACAAAGAAGUUAAACAUGGAUUACAGAGAAGAAUAGAAUCAUGGAACAGACUCUUUAAUGCUUAUGGAAAAUUGAUAGCAUAUUUCAAUAGACUGAGAGCGUCUCAUUAAAAUUAAAACAAUAAAUUUUUGAGCACAUAGGUGGAUAUGAAGUCUUAUUAGAAUUAAUUUAUAAAUCUUUAGUUGUGAUAGAUUAAAAGUCUUUUCACCCGGAUUUAAUUGCUUUAUUAAAGCAUACUUUGAAUAUUAUGGGAUUAUUCGCAAAGGAUAACGAGCGGAAUGUAUUAACUGUUUAUAGAAAGGUUGUUAAAAAGGUUAUUGAGAACACCAAUUAAAAUAUUGGAUAAAUUAGUUUAUUGUGUUCUUUAUUUGAAAAAAAGCCAACUUUGUAUGGCCAACUUGGAUAACAGGAAUAUGAUUAUUUCAUUAUUUUGAUAAAACAACAUGGAAGAUACCCUGAGUUUUUGCAAUUUUAUUUUGAGAUUUUGGAAGUGACAGAAAUACAUUCUAAAAAAUCUGUAGAUAUGUUUGAAAUUGUUAUUGAAAAACUUACUGAACCAAUGAUGCCAACUGAAUCAGGUUUCAUUCAUCCAUUGUAUCCCUUUUAGGAUAAUAACAGAGUUUCAAGUUUCUUUGAUUAUUUGCCCAAUAAGACUAAAUAUAGCUAUCUAUUCAUUAAUAUAUUAUCUAAGUGUUUAUCAAAGAAGAUUAAGGCAUCAUUAAUAAACUAGGCAAUCGAAUUCUUAAAAUUGCAAGAUGUUUUAGAAAAUACUUUGAAAGUGACGCACAGAAUAUUGGAAUGCAUCAAAUAAAAGGAGAAACCUAAUUUUGAAGAUACUCAAUUACAGAGUGAUUACUGGAACAUAAUAAAAUUUAUGAUCUUUCAUAAACAUGAAACAUUGGAUGAUCUAAUGCUCAGAUCUAAUUCAGAUACUUUAAACAAGAUAUUAGAAUUUGAACAUUAAGCCAUUAUAUAGAAAGAUUAAUUUGUACCAUAAAAUUUGAAUUAUCUAUUCGAUUCCUUAUUGCCAGUAGUGAAUAGAUAUAAUGAGCUCCUAUAAAAUGCUUUGAUGUCUUCAGAAAAAGAUUAGAUUCAAAUAAGCCAAUUCGUUAAUUUCUUUCUAAGCAAUCUUGAUAGGAUGUUUUUCUUAGCGCCAUCAGAAUUGACUAAUAACAAAUAACGAUUAUAAACAAUCUCAGAUUUAGGUUAAAGUUUUAAUAUUUAAGUACCUAUUAAAUUCGUUUAAUCUGAAAUCAACAAUAAUGUCUAAGACGAAAGGACUUCUGACUUAUAAACCUAAAGUCAAUCUCAAUAAGAUAAUUCGUAAAUCAGUCAAUUUAGAAAGUAAUAUUUUGGAUAAGAAUUUGUUAAGGAUUUAGUAAAAAAGGAAUCCCUAAAGUUGUCGAAUUCUAUUUGGACGAUCUAAAAGAUGUUUAAGGAUGACAAAACAAAAGAAGUUAAAGACCUCUUGUUGACAAACUCUGAUAUUAUAGUGAAGAUUCUGACUUACUUAGAAUUUUGGAGAACCAAUGGAGCUAGUAGAGAAAAUAUUAUAUUUAUUUUGAAGGUGUUAUCUGCCAUCUUAAAAGACACUGAAAAUGAAUUAUUUGAAAGAUAAGUUUUAUUUAAUAGAAUGAAUGUCACUUAGAUACUAAUAGUGUUAUUGUGCGAAUCAGAACUUGAGCCUGUUUAUAUGGGAACACUAAUGUCUUUUAUGAUUUUACUCUUAAAAAAUGGGAAUUCACAUGUGUAACGAACAGCAUAUGAAUAUUUCUUGUCAAAUUCUUAAUGUGAAAAAUUCUUCAAGUAGUUUAAGGAUGUUUUUGAUAUUCAAAUACUAUCAAUGAGUAGAGCUCAUAAACUAAAUUAUUAAGAGAAUAAAUUAGUCUGCAAGGCACUUAAACUUAUUUAGUUAUUUUGUGAGGGACAUAAUUAAGAUCUACAAAAUUAUAUGAGAUCACAAUUUAAUCAGAAAAAUUCAUACGACUUGGUAUCAUAGAUUAUUUUAUUGCUUUAUACAUUUCAAAUAUCUAAGGCCAAUUAUGAAAGUGUUUUGUAAUGCUUCGAGACCUUGACAGAACUAAUAUAAGGACCUUGCAAACAGAAUCAAUAAACCCUCUUAAAAAGCAAUUUAUUGGAAUAUGUAGUUUUGAUAAUAUCAGAGGAUGAGAAGAUCUUUGAGUAAUCAAAUGAGUAUUUUAAAUAUGAUGGAGAGAAAUCGUAUCGCAUAUCAAUUCAUCCUGGCUAAUUAGCAAGACUAAAGUUUAAAUGUUUAAAUUGCUUAGUAUCUCUAUUGGAGUGUUGUGAACCUUAGAAUUCUGAUAUAGCCAGAUUGGUAAGAGUAAUACCCUUAAAUGUAUUGACAAACAACUUAACUCGAGUUUACAAGUUAUUCAAGAAUUUUGGAGGAACUUACAAUGAGGAAUUAUUUUCAAGGGCUGAAGCCAAAAUUACAAAUGAGCAACCCCCAGAAUAUUAUGAGUUUAUAAUUGAAAAUGGCUUUUUUAUAUUACUGUUGAUGCAAUAAUUUUUAGGCAAUUAAAAAGCAAAAUAAUUACUGUAUGAAGAUACUGAGAUGAAUGAUGUUUUGAAUGAAUUUUCUGAGAAAAAUAAGGUUGAAGAAAAUGCAAUAGCCCACAUUUUUUUAGGUUUAGAAAAUAUAGCCAAAAUGGGAGGUAACUUCAUAGGAUAGAUUGCCUUAACUUAAAAAUCUGAAGAAGAACAAAAAUAAGACAAAGUAAUCUAAGAAAAAUUACUACAAGAGAAGAUAGAGUAAAAAAGAUUAACAAAAGAUGCAAUUAGGUUUUUUAGAUAGAAUACAUGCUCUAUUGAUAUGAUAAGAGAUCAGAAAUUAUAUACCAUUUACUUUCCAAAAUUACCAAUAUGCAAUCUACCAAAAAGUGCAAGACUAGAAUUUCAUGAUCAAGUCAAUAGAACUAGUAGUAAAACUAAAUUGACAUAUUUAAUGGAGAGAGCCAACUUUUUAAUAAAAGUGAUGAUUUACGAAGAAAAAUUGAAUUAAAUCUUUGCAAAGAAUCCCAUAUUUGCCUUUUUUGCUUCCUAAGGUAAGUUAUGGGAGAACUUGGCUUUUGUGACUACUUUAGUAAUCAAUUUCAUUGUGUUAUUGAGUUACUCAUAAGACUUUUAUAAUAGUGGGGAUUAAGGGAAUUCAGGAGACUUAAUAUAUGAAAGACUUCAAGAUCCGAGAAUAUUUGGAAUAAAAUAAUCAACAUGGACUCCCAUUAUGAUUUAAGGAUUAGGAAUAACGAUGCUUGUUUUCAGUUCAUUAAUUGUAUUCUUUUUUUUGGUGAAAAGAGCUCCUCUAAAGGUGGAUCAUAUAUGGGAAGAUUAUCAAAAGUAAAAAAAGUUAAUAAGCACUAUAUAUGAUGUAAGUAUCAGAAGUGUUAAAAGUUUUUUUAUUUUGUUGCAGGAUCCUGAUAUAUUAUACUAUUCAAUCUACAUAAUUGCAGGGAUAGUGGGUUUGACAGUUCAUCCUUUUUUCUUUGCUUUUCAUUUAAUGGACUUUUUAAAAUUGUAAUAAUUGAAGACAGUCUUAGAUGCAAUAUGGGGACCUCGAGAAGAAAUUGGAUUAGCAUUACUUCUUUUGGCAGUUAUUGAGUAUUAUGUGGGCAUAUUAGGAUUUGUGAUAUUCUUUAAUGAUUACCCAAUAGUGGAUGGGUUAGGUUGUGAAAUAUUAUCAGAUAAUGACCAUAUAAAUUGUGAAAGAGGAUGCAGUACAAUGUGGCAGUGUAUUUUUAUGAGUUUCGACUUAACCUUUAAAUUUACAGGAGCUUUGGGUUCAGGAAUAAUGGACUAUAAUACAAUUACUACUCUGACUCAAAAUUUUGAUAUGAUAAACAAUCCAUGGGAUAGAGUUAAAUAAGCACAGAAUGAGUAUGAUGGAGUGGACCAUUCAUUUACAUCCAAUUAUGUUAGUCGAUUUAUAUUUGAUAAUGCGGUGAAUAUAGUGUUAGUGAUGAUUAUGUUGAAUAUGAUUCAAGGUAUCAUAGUCGAUACUUUUGGUUCUCUGAGAGAAAAGCUUUAGGAGAGAAUCAAGGAUUAGACUAUGAAAUGUUUUAUUUGUGGUAUAACAAGGGAAAAGUUUGAAAAGAACGAUGAAGGAGGAGGUGUGGGGUUUUAAGAACAUAUCGAAUAAGAACAUUAUAUGUGGAAUUACAUUUAUUAUUAUGCAUAUCUGAAGCACAAGGACGAAAAUGAUUAUAAUGGUAAUGAGUCUUACAUCAAGGAGAAAAUUGAUAUGAAAGAUAUCAGUUGGAUGCCCAUCAAGCGAUUUGCUGAGGAAGACAUGGAUGAUCAGCAAAAGGGGAAUGAAAUUUAGGAAGCAAUAGAAAUGAAAAUGAAAGUCAUGAAUGAUUCUCUAGAAAAAAUAUAGGAUAGAAUAAAACACAUUAUUGAUAACAUCAAUAAUCAACCUACAGGUAUGAAAGAUACAUUUCAUGAAUGA